Molecule: messenger RNA, 5676 nt
Organism: Labrus bergylta (ballan wrasse)
Lineage: Eukaryota; Metazoa; Chordata; Actinopteri; Labriformes; Labridae
Source: RefSeq, a predicted model, not a curated record
AUUAAAAAAAAAGGGGAUGUAAAUCCAUCGCCAUCGUGGGACCUGCGUUGAAGAGAAAAUCUCCGGGUGUUGCAGGCUGACGUGAGGCCGCUGUAUCGAGAAGGAGUCCAGCAGGGAAGGAGGAGGGACGAAGCACCGCUGUACUGGAUGGUGGGGGAUGAUGUUCCCCUGCACGACCCGCUGACACACAGGGACCGUCGGACUGCUGCUGGUGCUGAGGAUUAUCCGUGAGGCAGGAGGAAGGAAGACAGGGAGGGGGGGGAGGCAGCAGCGAGCAUCAUCCAGAAGGGACCGUUUUAUAGUGAAGGCUCGCCGACAGAAACGCGGAACAGUAAGAAACUGAAGGGAAAUAAAAGGAAAAGAGUUGAAUUUAAAUCUGUGGGAGGGGUUUACAGUCAGCUAUUUUCGUAUGCUUAGAAUAGUGACUGUUAUUUCCAAAGGAUACUGGUCCUUAGGGAGGAAAGUCAGUUCUUGAUUGUUCCAGAAACGCAUGCACAUCCAACACAGCUGACUGGGAAACGCUCAGUUCCUGCGUUAUUAUGCAACUAAAUCUCAUUGUGUAGAAAGUGUAGGCCUACUACUACUUGUUUUUUCGUGCUGAGUUUUUUGUGGAGCAUUUGAGGCCAGCUGGGAUUACUGAGGCUGGUCUUUCAUUUUGGUGUUGGUGUGGGGUAGGACCGUUUUGGACGCUUGAUAGUCGAGGGUGAAGUCCACGGAGAGAAGAUGUCGGGUCAGACGCUGACAGACCGCAUCGCCGCGGCGCAGUACAGCCUGACGGGAUCCGAGGUGUCCCGAGCUGUGUGUAAAGCCACCACACAUGAGCAGACAGCUCCGAAGAAGAAGCACAUGGAAUACCUGAUCCAGGCCAGCCAGGAGACCACUGUGAAUGUCCCCCAGAUGGUCGACACGCUAAUGGAGAGGGCUGGAAAUGCCAGCUGGGUGGUGGUCUUCAAAGCCCUGAUCACUACACACCAUCUCAUGGUGCAUGGCAAUGAGAAAUUUAUUCAGUUGCUGGCAUCUCGAAACACAUUGUUCAACCUUGCCAACUUCCUGGACAAAACUGGAUCCCAUGGCUACGACAUGUCCACGUUCAUCAGACGCUACAGCCGCUAUCUGAACGAGAAGUCCUUCGCCUACAGACAGAUGUCUUUUGACUUUGUCCGAGUCAAGAAGGGAGCUGAGGGAGCGAUGAGGACCAUGUCAGUAGAGAAGCUGUUGAAAGGAAUGCCCACCCUGCAGAGCCAGAUUGACGCGCUGCUGGAUUUUGAGGUGCAUCAACAAGAGCUGAACAACAAUGUGAUAAACGCCUGCUUCCUGCUCCUCUUCAAAGAUCUGAUCAAAUUAUACGCCUGCUACAAUGACGGCAUCAUUAACCUCCUCGAGAAAUUUUUCCAGAUGAAAAGAAGCCAGUGUAAAGACGGGCUUGAGAUCUACAAGAGAUUCCUGACACGAAUGACCCGCGUUUCAGAGUUCUUCAAAUUAGCAGAGCAAGUGGGAAUAGACAAAAAUGACAUCCCUGAACUUACCCAGGCCCCAGAGAGUCUUCUGGAGUCCCUGGAGACCCACCUCAACACGCUGGAGGGGAAAAAGCCAGAGGAUAAGUCCCCAACUAAGGAUGCAACCGCGAACAACAGCACACCAGCUGCUGCAGCUGCCCCAGCAAAACCAGCGCCCCCAGCUGCACCCAGCAGGCCCCCUGCACGUCCUGGGCCUCCUGCCAAACCUCCUCCACCCUCUGUAACCCCCACUGCACCAGCUCGCAACAUUGCUGCAAGCAAUGCUCUUGAUGAUGGCUUCUUAUUGGAUCUAGACCCCAUGUCCUCCUCAUCAGCAGGGGGCGCUACAGCAACUUCAGGAUGGGGAGAUCUAUUGGCUGUGGCAACUCCGACCGUCACUGAUGAAGCCUCUGAAGCUCUCAUGGCGGAGGACGAGUGUGAUGCUGCUGCUGAUGUCGCAGCCACUGCUUCCCCUGCAGCCCCCGCUACCACUGCUGCCAAAGCUGUAACGGUGCCCACCUCACUGCCCGUCUCAGCCCCUGCUGCCCCUGCUGAACCUGCUGCCUCAGACAUGGACCUUUUCGGAGAUGCGUUUGCACCUUCCCCAGGAGACGGUCCUGCUGCCGUGGCUGCGGGUCCUGCUGCUGAUGCAUUUGCCGGAUCUGACCCCUUUGCCACGACGGAGGGGAGUGCAGACAUUGCUCCAGAGAUGGAUCUGUUCGCUAUGAAGCCCGUCGACACGGGGGCCAGCGCCAUCACCCCUCCCACCUCUAGUGAGGCGCCGACCAUCAUCGCCCCUAUCGCUCCCCCCGCUGCCCCAACCCCUUCUUCCACCACUGCCACCGCUACCACAACCGCCACAGACACCACCACCACAGAGUCUGCAGCCGCCCCGACUCUAGAUCUCUUUGGUGAUAUGCUUGAUAAGCCUGAGCAAAGCCCUACCACAGAAUCCAAAGCUGCUACCACUCCUAGCGUAGACCUUUUUGGUGCAGACCUUCCUGCUGUUUCGCGCGGGCCCUCUCCUUUGCCCGAACCGGCUCUGUCUGGGGACAUUGUGACCGACUCAUUUACAGCUCCAGAUCCUGUUGCUACUUCUCCAGUAACUGCUCCUGCUGCAGCUCCUGUCCCAGAGGCCUCCUCUCCGCCCAAAGCAGAGCCGGCACCUGUCAUUGACCUGCUGGAUUCUUUCAGUAGUCCUGCAGAGGAGACCCAAAGCUCUGCUCCUGGAGGGCCUGGAGAUGACCUGCUGGGAGGCCUGAUGUCCCCCACCCUGGCUCCCACUGCUGCCCCCGCUCUGGCUCCAGCCUUGGCUCCAGCUCUUGCUCCAGCCCCAGCCCCGCUGCAGAAUGACCUACUUGAGUCAGGGUUUGAUGCUCUGGGAUCCCUGUCUUCUCCCACACCCCCUGUACUCGCAGCAGCACUAGAACCUGCAACCACCACAACAGCGCCCUCUGGAGGCUUUGAUGCUUCAAUGUUUGGUGGAUUAGGUGAUCUGCUGAUGCCAGCUGUAACACCUCAGAGCACCGGGGGGAGCUCUGGUGGAAGCACAGCAGGAAGUAUGGGAACUCCUGUUGCAAUGGGAGGCACUGCAGCCGCUCCCCCCGCCACACCACCUCCUACCAAAACCAUAGGGGGAGACCUGGACUCAUCUCUGGCCAACCUGAUUGGAGACCUUGGAGUAAAGAAAAAGGACCCACUGGGUGAGAAGAAGCUGACAGGAGGUGCUAACUGGACGCCAAAGGUAGCUCCCACAAGCUGGGGAACACCAGGAGCCCCCAUGACUGGGGCUGCCCCUGGAGCUCCUGGUGCACCAGUAGCCGCUGCACCUGUCAUGGUGCCACCAAUGAGUGCACAGCCUGGCUUUGGCAUGCCUCCUGCAGGAGGACCUGGAGCUCCCUUGAUGCAGCCAAUGAUGGGACAGCCUAUGAUGGGACAGCCCAUGAUGAGACCUCCCUUUACUGGGGUGGUUGGAGCUGCUGCACCAGGAGCACCGCUCUCUCCAGGACCUGCAAGCCAAAGUGCAAAGAAACCCAAGGACCCUUUGGCAGAGCUCGACCUCAAGGACUUCUUAUAAUGCCCCAUGUGAGAGUUCAGGCUUUUGUCUUCUGGAGCAGGGCCCUCUGCCCUGUUACCUGGUGUCUGUUAACACCUCAGGAUGCCAGCCAUGAUCAGCUACUCAACCUUACAAGAGCCUCUUUUAUCCACCCCCGCCAUCAACCCCACCCGUCUCCUGUGUGAUGAUGUUGUAGCACAAACUGUGAAAGUGAAACAUAGCGGAUUAUUAUAUGAGGAAAAAAAAUACAAGCGUGUGCUUAUGUAGAUGUACUAAUCUUUUGUCAAAAGAAAAUCACUCCAAACCCGACAAAAACCACACAAAUGAGGUGAGUCAACGUGAAGGCGUAUGUGUUUAGAUUUCUUAUUUAGUGUUGAGUCGAAUGGAAGUGCUUUGGUUGUCCUGAGCUCCAUCCCAUAUGUGGUCUGCCUCCUUAUGAAGGAGGAGGAGCUCUCUUUGUCAAUCUCUGAUUGGAUAGAAGUGGUAAACAAAGCCCUGAUAGAUUUUCAACAGAAGUUGUCACGUGUUGUUUACAGAAAGGCCCUCUUUGAUGUGCUGUACAUAGGUUUCUCUGGCGAGGAUUAUGUAUCUAUUCUGUGUGUCUGUUGAAGAGAAAUAUAAAUGUGAAUCUGACAUGAAAUUGUAAGAAGUUGUGUGAGUAUCCUUCCUUUUCCCGUCAUCUUUUGAAAGUGUUUAAAAACAAAAAUGAAUACGGCUAUAUGAUCAGUUUUCUGUAUAUUAACUUCUAUAUGGGCUUCUGAAUCAUACCAGACCAGGAAGUGAUCCUUUUCUUGAUUUUUCUACUCAUUUUUCUAUGUUCCUUUUUUGCCCUUUUGUCCGAUGUUAUUUCUAUGUGUUGUUGCUCCUAGAUCUAUCCCUCAAACUGCUGUCGAUAUGUGCUGGCAAUGCUAUUAAAGGACAUAUCUUGCAACUUCCUACGGUACAGAAGGCUUUGGUUAUUGAUCACAGAGGUAAACUCAAACUUUCCCUCAGUGUAACUGUACAAUGUCUACCUACAGAUUUGACACUACCCAUGUGGUUAUGUUUGUUGCCUGUGCUUUCAUCGUGAUUAUGACCAGGUCAGUGUGGUUAUUUCUGUAUUUAGAGUAAGUUAUUUUAUCGUUGUAUCAAACUCUGUGUUCAGACCAAUCAAACCAAAACUUAAACGUCUUUCAUGCUGAUGUGUGGUUGAAAUGGCAAUUCAGAUUUCAAAGCAUUCAAAACUCUCACCCUCAAAAAUCAGGAACAUAUAGGUGCCCUGCAUAGUUUGCAUCUAAAUAACAUUCUGUUUACAUUCACUUUUUAUCACAGAAUAACAUUUUUUGUGUCCUUUAGCUUAGCAAACGUGUUGAAUAAAUGUAUGGUCUCGUAAAACAUGAGAAGACGAUUCAUCCUGAAAACUUUACAUGAAGUGUUUACAAGCAGAGGCCUGCUCAUCCAACAUUGCAUCAUGGCACUAUUUGAUAUCUAAAAAGUCAACAGGGUACCUUUAAAUUCCAUAUUGUUAACCUGUUGUUUCAAGUGCAGUUGUAUAAAAUGAGAUAAAGUAACUGUUUCAAUCUGCACUGAUUUAAGCAUGAACGGAUUUAUUAAAAGUCACGUUUGAUUGCUGUCUGAACAUAUGCUCUGCUCAAGUUGUUUUAUUUGAUUGUUGCUGACCUUUGGCCAAUUGUGAAUUGAACAGUAAACAUAUUGUUAGCGGCCACAUGGGAGUGAUGUGUACAUUGUGUAAAUCAACAGGAAGCCCCUGUGCAUCCAGCCAUAAUCUUGUUUCCCAAAGCAUCCUAACAGAGGCCCCUCUGUUCCUGCACACUUGCCAUGUUCAACAUGUUCAUAUGCAUUUGGACAGCUGUAUACCACCGGAGUCUCAAGUCCUGUGCUGUAAAUCAGACUAAUGUAAAGUUUACUCAGUGUUGUCAUUUCUAUGGACUGAAUAAGCAAUUGGUUGUGAGAAAAUGUUGUGAUUCCGAGAAAAAAAUGGGAGAUAAUUGACAUUUUUCAUGGCUGAAUUAUUAAAAAUGUAUUUUUGUUUAGUUGUAAAUUCAUUUUAUUUUUUGAUGACCCUCCCCAGUGCAUGUAAGCCCUUUGAGGUGCAAUAAAUUCUAUGACCGAUUGAACUGCCAA